Paramuricea clavata is the source of this 288-nucleotide messenger RNA. The record is from the annotation of a GenBank genome assembly. Lineage: Eukaryota; Metazoa; Cnidaria; Anthozoa; Malacalcyonacea; Plexauridae.
AUGGCUGGACCAGAAUUGAUAGCCAUUGGUCAAAGUCCAGCCGGAGAGAAUGCCUGGAAUGCGAUAGAAAAACAUGGCAAGUUUAAAUACACCAAGCUUUCCGUGCCCGAGAUCAAGGCUGCGAAUGUGCUUUAUAUUAAUGGAACAAUAAUCCAUAAAAAUGCUUCGUGUAUACCAAAGAGUAUGCAGGUCCUGAAGUCCUUGAAUUGUCGCAGAGUCGUGGUGGAUCUGUCGGAAUUUGCUAAAGCUGACGGUUGCUUAUCAUGUUGUUCGUUGCUGAUAAAAUAG